Messenger RNA from Danio rerio (zebrafish), 1566 nucleotides. The record is from RefSeq and is a predicted model, not a curated record. Lineage: Eukaryota; Metazoa; Chordata; Actinopteri; Cypriniformes; Danionidae.
AUGUUUUAAAACCAGAGGGAGUGUUCUUCAGUCUUUGGGACAGACUGGUGCAACUACCAAGACACAGAACUCCAGGGGCACCACAUAGAGCACACAUCUUCCCAAACUCUCUGACUGGAAACGUAAAGAACCAGGAUGAGUUUCAGGGUGAGCUUGUUGAACCUGACCAUGAUUGUGGUCAUAGUCUGUGGUCAAAGGAGACGCCCUGCAAAAGAGGAGUGGAACUACCGUGAUGGCUCUGAGAAAGUAAGCAUGCGAGGAGUUGCAAAUCUGACUCAAGUGCUUGAUGACUGGAGGUUUGACAUCCUGAGCCAGGUCAAAGGACUCCUGCAGAACGACCACCAGUCCCUGCUGCCCGACUACUCUAGGAUUCAACCUCUCACCGAAGCGCUUGAUGAUUUGUACAAAGAGUUUAAUGCCCUGAAAGCUCAUCUUGGUGAUCUGACAGAGAAGUUUGGACCAUUGGAGACCUUUGUGGAUGAACUAAAGACGGAAAGAGCCAGUGCAAGUGCAGCACCUGCUACCCCGGUGCGCAGACGCCUUGUUAAGAAGACCCCUGCUUCCACCUAAAAGCCUUACACUUUAGUAGAGCUGGAUCUCUCUUAAAAGCAAACGACUUUGAUAUUGAUUCGUUUAGCAGCCUUUUCUUGAGCUUUUUACUCUUUGGGCAUCUUGUUGCUGUUUAUACGUUGCUGGGAAACAAGGUAAUAAACAAUAUGCUGAACAUUAAGAAUCUCCCUCUACAGUAUAUGUGGUUUGGAUUGUAUCCGAAAGCAGCAAUUUAAAAUGUGACGGCCUGCUCUAAUUAACAUUGCUAAAAAAAUAACGAACACAGCUGUGACCGCAGGACUUUAUUUUUAGAGCCCCUUCCAUUACUCCUAAUAAAAAGGAAACAAACAGCCAUUUGUUAUUCAGCAUAAGAGUAUCACAUUUGGCUGGAAAUGAGUCUGAAUGAGUGUAUUCAAAUAUGCAUGACUGUCAGUGGAGUGAUAUGUGGUGUUUGCAGCUCUUGGGAUGAUCAACGACUCGUGCAGGUAUAAACGGAUUAUGUACAAGCUAAGAACAUUUCAGGAACACAAUAGAUUGAGAUUUUCAUUGUGUAUUUGUGCAUAUAAUCUGAUGAGCAUGGUAAUUAGAUGCUUAAUAUCUCUUGGCUCAUAUUUGCCAUCUCAUGCAAGCUAUAAUAAAUUCAGUCUGUUGCAUUCACUCCUAAGUUUCGGUGUGUUAGCUAACUUUUAGCAUAAUUAGCUUUGUGUGUAACAGUCAGUAUGGUGUUUUGUGCAAUAAUCAACCAUUAUAAGAUUGUUUGUCUCAUCUCCUUUUCUCUGCUUCUUAAACUCAUCGAAGAAGCCUCCAUCCAUCCAUCCAUCCAUCCAUCUUUCUGUCUGUCUUUCAUAAUAUUAAUAAAUAAGAGGACCAAACAGCAUUAGAAAAGAUGUCCAUUAUUUAUGACAGUGUUUAUGUCAUUAUUUAUGGCCAGUUAUAUAAGGUAAUAUAAUGUCUUCUGUAGCCCUUUAUUACUAUAAUUCAAAAAUGUUCCCCCCUCAUUAAAAUGCAUAUAAAAAU